Molecule: messenger RNA, 1096 nt
Organism: Fusarium odoratissimum NRRL 54006
Lineage: Eukaryota; Fungi; Ascomycota; Sordariomycetes; Hypocreales; Nectriaceae
Exons: 2
Coding region: 197-775 (192 amino acids)
Cellular component (GO): mitochondrion
Molecular function (GO): thiosulfate-cyanide sulfurtransferase activity
Source: RefSeq, a predicted model, not a curated record
GUGAUUACGAAGUGUCUAUUCAUUACUCCUGUAACAUCAUGGCAUCCAUUUGAUCGUGUCUUGCAUCACCCCGGCCCCAGCUUCUUAGUCAGUCGCCUUAGCUCGGUAUAGUUCACGAUUUCGCCAUCUUGAACCUCAAUUCGUAUUUCCCUCCUCGAUAUUAUCCAGGUCGUAAACCUUUCUACAAUAAUACAAAAUGGCGUCCCGUCGCGCUCUCUUCUCCUCAGCUUCGCGCGCAUCCGCUGCCAUCCAACCUGCUCGACCAAUCUUUAUAGCUGCAGCUCGCUCGGCAAGCCCCUCGCUACCAUCCCUAGCUUUUGCGCCCUUUGCCUCUACUAGAAGCUAUGCUUCCAAAGCCCAAGCCAAAGCAAAACCGAUAGCUGACCUUGCCCCACGGGACCCCAAGCCGUGGAACUUUGAAGAUAUAAAGAACCAUGUUGAGAAAUCUGACCAGGGCGAUGUAGUCCUCAUCGACGUCCGAGAACCAGUCGAGCUUUUCGAGACGGGCAAGAUCCCCGGUGCGAUCAAUAUUCCUAUCACAUCGGCAGCUCAGAGCUUCCAUAUCUCCGACGAGGAUUUUGAGGACAUGUAUGGCUUCCAGAGACCGGCAAAGAACAAAGAGCUUGUGUUUUAUUGCAAAGCAGGAGUGCGUGCAAGGGCGGCUGCGCAACUGGCUCAUCAUGCUGGCUGGAACAAGAUCGGCGACUAUGCAGGCAGCUGGCUGGACUGGGAAGCUCAGAAAGGACCAGUUGAGAAGGUUAAGAAACCAUAUUGAACAGGCAGAGCUUGAUGAAGACAUCCAUUGGCAGAAUGGUUGGUCAAAUAAAAGCGCCUUCUAACUUAUUGUACAAACAAUUCCCAAAGAUCUGUUUCCCCAGAGACUCCUUUUGGCUAUACCUUAACUGCAAUUGAGGCCUAGGAAUACACAUUCUCUUACACGUGUCAUUCAAUUCCUUACAUCCCAUCUCAUGGUUCUAAUCGAUUUGCUACCACUUCUUAAAACAUACGGCUACCCUUACCCUCGUCCGGUUUGCUCGCCACGGGGCUACCGUGAGCAAAGAAGAGGAUCUUGAUCGCAAGCGCCAGACCAGCGUGU